This is a messenger RNA of Didymodactylos carnosus, 1782 nucleotides long. The record is from the annotation of a GenBank genome assembly. NCBI's taxonomy places the organism in Eukaryota, Metazoa, Rotifera, Eurotatoria, Philodinida, Philodinidae.
AUGCUCUUUUUUUUCGCAGAUUAUAUUCUCGUCUAUGAAAAAAAGCGUGAAAAUGUUUCAGAACAAUUAACGUCAACAUCAGAUGAAUUUGAGACAGAGAAAAGUCGAAUAAUACAUGAACCAAAAGAUAAACGAGAAAUAUGGAAGCAAUCAUUUCUGAUGAAUUUGGCAAACAUUGGAUUAUUAAUGGAAACUGAAAUAUGCGAAGCCGAGAGAUGUAUGAUUCAUUUUAUAAAGUUGAGUGUACCAUGGCAUUUGGUGGUAAAAUAUGCACAAGAUUUAAAUUUUCGUGCACCUAUUCAGGUGGUUAAUAAUAAUGAAAACCUUGAUACUAUGACGGACAAAUUAUUUCGUUUCAUUCAUAUAAAAAAUCCUAUGAAAUCAGAUGCAUCGACGAUUCAUCCUGACUUGUAUAGUUGUCUGUUUCAAUCAUCAAAACAAGAUAAAUUUUUAGGCAAUGAUCGUUUUUCCGUUCAUUUUACAAAUACUCAGCGGAGUCUGAUCGUUCAUGAAAUUCUUCAAACAACACCUUUUGGAUAUUCAGAAAGAGGUGAAAUUGGUAUUGAUCGCUUACUGCGUGAGCAUGUUUUUCAAGCUGCUUAUCCGUUGCAUGAAGGCAAUUAUAAAUUUACUCCCACUAAAAUACAUACACCACAAGAUGAAAACAAUCCAAGACGAGUGCUCUAUGAUACAUGGGUACGAUAUCGUAUUUGGUAUAAAAAUCAACCGUUAGAUUGUAUACGAGAAUAUUUUGGAGAAAAAAUAAGCAUUUAUUUUGCAUGGCUAGGAUUAUACACUACCUGGUUAUUACCAGCAUCCAUUGUCGCUAUCAUGUUUCUUGAACAUUGGAAACGUAAAAAUGCUGAAAUUGCUUAUCAAUGGGAUUUAAUGGAUUUUGAAGAAGAAGAGGAUCACCCACGACCUGAAUUUACUGUACGAGCACCAUCAGUAGAAAAAAAUCCUAUAACUGGAAUAUUGGAGCCAUAUUUUCCAACAUCUCAUAGACGUUAUCGGGUUUUAGCCGGAGUAUUGUCAUUAAGUGUUAUGAUAUGUAUUGUAAUCAUAUUUAUAAUAGCCAUUAUUGUCUAUCGAACUAUUAUCAAUAUACCAUUGUUUAAAAAUAAAGACUUAAGAAAAUAUGCGCUUAGUUAUGCAUCAAUCAGUGGAGCAUUUUUGAAUUUAAUUGUUAUUAUGAUAUUGGGAAAAGUAUACGAAAUAUUAGCUUAUAAACUCACUCAAUGGGAAAUGCAUCGUACACAAACAGAUUUUGACAAUCAUUUGACUAUUAAAGUAUUUCUAUUUCAAUUUAUCAAUUUUUAUUCCUCAAUAUUUUACGUAGCAUUCUUUAAAGGAAAAUUUACGGGUUAUCCGGGCAAUUAUCGACGACUAUUUGGAUUGAGACAAGAAGAGUGUGGACAAGGUGGAUGUCUCAUUGAAUUAGCCCAACAAUUAGCCAUUAUUAUGAUUGGAAAACAAGCUAUUAAUAAUAUUCAAGAAAUUGUUAAACCAAAAUUGAAAACAAUGUAUCAUAAACUAAGAAUUUCUAUCACAAAAGGUGAAACACGAUGGGAAGAGGAUUAUAGACAUCUUGAAUUCAGUGGAUUAUUUGAGGAAUAUUUAGAAAUGGUGUUGCAAUUUGGCUUUAUUACAAUAUUUGUUGCUGCUUUUCCACUUGCACCAUUAUUUGCAUUAUUAAACAAUUGGAUUGAAAUACGUUUAGACGCACAUAAACUUGUGUGUGAAACAAGGUAUCAAUAUUAUUUAGUGUUUUUUUAUGAAUAG